AUGGCCCCUAUUCGUGUCCUGUUGACGAACGAUGACGGUCCUCCAUCCCGGGACUCGCCAUUUAUAUUAGGUCUAUUCGUAUAUUUAUGCACACGAGGCUCGGCGCUAAAUCCUGUUGUGUUGCCCAGCUCGCAGAAAUCAUGGAUCGGGAAAGCGUAUCAUAUCAAAGAGAAGAUCUAUGGAAGGUAUUACUAUCCACUAAUUUUGCAUUCAGACGCACGAUCCGAGGUUUCUGACGCGUCGAGGCCAUUGAAAGAGGGCGAACUAGGAGAAUGGAUCCUUUUAGACGCUACUCCAGCAACAUGCGCCAAUAUUGCCAUACAUAACAUAUUUCCAGGAGAAAUAGACCUUGUCAUUUCUGGCCCAAAUUUUGGACGGAACACAUCUUCGGCAUUUGUUCUGUCUUCAGGAACUGUAGGAGCAGCCAUGUCGUCCUCCCUGUCCCUCAUUCGGAGCAUAGCGCUCUCAUAUGGGGUUUUUACGCGUCAUUUCCCUACGGACUAUGUUCAACCGUCACAUGAACUUUCUCUGAAGAUCAUUGGGAAGUUGUGGAAUCAGUGGGGGAAGGAUCCAUCGGGUCUAAGGAACGGAGAGGUAGACCUGUAUAAUGUAAAUAUACCCCUAGUGCCAGAAAUCCUUCGGGAAGGUGGGAUGGAGGUUGCAUGGACACGAAUAUGGAGAAAUUCCUAUACAUCAUUGUUCCAGCCCCAAGACUCGGAGACAAGCACCAUGCCGGCGGGUCCCGACGCAAGGGUUGUUGCGAAGAAUUCUUCAUCUUCACAAGAACAGAACCAAGUUGUCUCGGCACCGGACCUCGCAUUCAAAUUCUCGCCUCAAAUGUCCCCACUUGUAGAUCCGCCGAUUAGCUCCUUACCUUACGGAACGGAUGCAUGGGCCGUACAUCAUGCUAAAGCCUCCGUGACACCUCUACGGACCAGCUUUGCAGAACCCGGAAGCGAUAGUAUGGUUCUUGUUGGGGAGUCGUUUGAUAAUUCGCCAUCAGUCGGAGAAGCAGGUCGGGCGUUCAAACUAUGA
Messenger RNA from Cantharellus anzutake, 1035 nucleotides. RefSeq names its product sure-like protein. The record is from RefSeq and is a predicted model, not a curated record. Gene Ontology annotation, cellular component: P-body. Gene Ontology annotation, molecular function: hydrolase activity. NCBI's taxonomy places the organism in Eukaryota, Fungi, Basidiomycota, Agaricomycetes, Cantharellales, Hydnaceae. Bases 1 to 1035 code for a protein of 344 amino acids. The transcript has 6 exons.